AUGGCGGGGAAGGGAAUGUUGUUGCUAGCAGGCUUCCUUCUGCCUGGGUUCCUGCUCUCAGAGGCCAUCAAAAUUCUGACUGCAUUCUCACUGGGUGAGUGUUUGGCAGGAGAAUCAGAGUCAGGUGGAAGCCAUUAUUUACUGCAGGACCGGGUAUCUCAGAUUCUUCAAGAUCAUGGUUACAAUGUCACUAUGCUUUUUUAUGGAGAAGAAUUCUUAAUUCCAGACUUUGAAAAGAAUGAAAUUUCAUACAAUGUUAUCAGUUGGCUUCCACCUGAAGAUCAUAGAAAAGAUUUUAAUAACUCUUUUGAUUUCUUUGUGACAGAAGCUUUGCAUGGCAGAGAAGCAUUUGAGAACGUUGUAAAGUUAAUGGAACAACUGGGGAUUCGAUGCAGUGACUUGCUAAGGAGAGGAGAUAUCAUGGAUUUCUUAAAAAACGAGAACUUUGACCUGGUAUUUGUCGAAGCAUUUGACUUCUGUUCUUUCCUGGUUGCUGAGAAGCUUGGGAAGCCAUUUGUGGCAAUUCUUCCCACCCAGUUUGGCAGUAUGGACCAUGGGCUACCAAUCCCUGUGUCUUAUAUUCCAGUAUUCCGUUCCUUGCUAACUGACCACAUGGACUUCUGGGGCAGGGUGAAGAAUUUUCUGAUGCUUUUUGAUUUCUCCCUGAAGCAAUGGCGACUCCACUCUACAUAUGACAACACCAUCAAGGAACAUUUCCCAGAAGGUUCUAGGCCUGUUUUGUCUCAUCUUCUAAAGAAAGCAGAGCUGUGGUUUGUUAACUCUGACUUUGCCCUUGAGUUUGCUCGGCCUCUACUUCCCAACACUGUGUAUGUUGGAGGCUUAAUGGCGAGACCUGUUAAACCAGUAUCACAAGAAUUUGAGAAUUUCAUUGCCAAAUUUGGAGACUCUGGUUUUGUCCUUGUGGCCUUGGGCUCUAUUGUGAGUAUCUAUCAGUCCCAGGAAGUUCUCAGGGAAAUGAACAGUGCCUUUGCUCAUCUGUCUCAAGGGGUGAUAUGGAAGUGUAAUCCUUCUCAUUGGCCCAAAGACAUCAAAUUGGCAGCAAAUGUGAAAAUCAUGGACUGGCUUCCUCAGAAUGACCUAUUGGCUCACCCACGCAUCCGUCUCUUUGUCACCCAUGGUGGAUUGAAUAGCAUAAUGGAGGCCAUCCAACAUGGUGUACCCAUGGUAGGGAUUCCUGUCCUUGGAGAACAGGCUGAAAACCUGAUCCGAGUAGAAGCCAAAAAGUUUGGUGUCUCUAUCCAGUUAAAGCAGGUUAAGGCAGAGACAUUGGCUCUGAAGAUAAAGGAAGUAAUUGAAGACAAGAGGUACAAGUCAGCAGCUGUGGCUGCCAGCAUCAUCAGGCGCUCCCACCCCCUGACCCCUACCCAGAGGCUGGUGGGCUGGAUCAACCACAUCCUCCAGACAGGAGGUGCAGCCCACCUCAAGCCCCAUGGCCUGCAGCAGCCAUGGCAUGAGCAGUACCUGCUGGAUGUCUUCUUGUUCCUGCUGGUGGUCACCCUGAGCACACUGUGGAUCUGUGGGAAGCUGCUGGGCAUGGUGGCCAGGUGGUUGUGUGGAGCCAGGAAGCUGAAGAAGGCCUGA
Enhydra lutris kenyoni (northern sea otter) is the source of this 1602-nucleotide messenger RNA. Its product is annotated as UDP-glucuronosyltransferase 3A2-like. Gene Ontology annotation, molecular function: UDP-glycosyltransferase activity. Lineage: Eukaryota; Metazoa; Chordata; Mammalia; Carnivora; Mustelidae. The coding region runs from base 1 to 1602 and encodes 533 amino acids. The record is from RefSeq and is a predicted model, not a curated record. The transcript is spliced from 8 exons.